AUGAACAAUCCGUACGAUCGUUCGAUGCGUGAGCAAUGGGAGUCCAGCCUCAUGGGAGCGCAGUUCUGGGACAAUGUGACGAGAGAUAUCCAGGAACGUGCUGGAAAUGAGGGACAAGCCCUAACUGGCCAAUUGCCGCAUCAAAGCCCCGUUCAGACUACAGUGACAAACUAUACCGAGAAGAGUCCAAAGAAGAAGAAGAAGAAGAGUCGUUUCCAACUCUCUCAUCUGGCUUCUUUCAAUAGCUUUAGACUCCGCAACACCAUUCAUCCCUCCCCCGUAGGGACUGAUACUACAACCUCACCUGAUAAGAGUCCCGAGAAGAGCCAGAAGAGUUCAAAGAAUGGUAGCCUCCGUCUUUUAGAACUACAUUCCUUUAAGUCUCUCAGUCUCAAGCGCCGAGGCCCAAUCCUCGCAUCAACUGCAGGCAUUGUUGAACUCCAGAAGCCUGCCCGGCCUUCCAUCCUGUCCCCUUCGACUUUCCUUCCACCUGAAUCACCUUCUACUGUCUUCCCUCCUGAAUAUCCUAUUCAUCGCAUCUACAAAGGCUCCCGCCCUGCCUUUCGUUCACUCAACAGAGUACCGUCUGCUGCCAACCUAAAUAUUACUCCCCUCAACGCUCCUGAGGACUCUUAUCCUUUUUCCACAAUUACCCCCAGCUGUCGGAGCAUUAUCAGUUUUCAAGAGUGGCUUGAGCGACGAAGUGAUCCUCGCCCUGAAACUGUGCCCACUACUCACCCAGCUCGCGAUUCUCAAAUCAACUUGAUGGCUUACCUCAACGAUGGUGGCACUUGGGAUGAUAUCCUACGCACUAAGUCGGUCCUCGAACUGAACAUGCUUUGCGAUGCUCGCAAGGCCUCACCCAAGAGCCUUGUCGAUAUCGAUGGUGAUCAGACUACUGAUAAAGGUACCAUGUCUGAUGUGGCCAUUGAGUCCAAUGUUCCUAUCGUGAAUGAGACUGCCACCGACGGCCAGGGAGCCCACCGCUCCAGCAAGGAACCAGAGGAUGAGAUUGAGAUUAGCAUCACAAUACCAUCCAAGAAGCAGUUGCGGCCAUUGAUCGAGUUCCACAAGCUGCGUGUGCUGCGUCUAACUGGUAUGUUGAAAUCAUACCAGAGAAUCAUCUGGCAGGCGGUCUGGUUGAACCCUCAGCUCACCACUCUCGAGCUGGAGAUGGCAAUGGAACUGAACAUCAAAAAGCCAGGUCCACGUGGCUGGAAGCCCAUCUCGGAUGGAUGGGUGAUGAAUGUGAAAUCGUUUGGCGCGCCUGUUUACUAUGGCGAGCAUGGCGACGGAAAGAUUUCGAGCAAAAUCGGGUACGGCGAGUACCUUGACAAGUUCUGCAUCGAGAAGGCAAGGCUUCUUGCCGGUGUCACCGGUUUCCUCGUCCCCCGCUACCUGCCGGUCAAGCAUCUCACCUUGACCGGCUUCGCCGUGGAUGGGGACGCGUUCGGGAUGUGGUUCCGGAACCUCGAGGAGGUUCACUUCAAGAAGAACUGCAUCGACUGCGGUUUCUGGUUGUCUCGCGCCCAGCGAGACGUUCGAGUUCGUCAUUCGAACAAGCUUGGAGUGGCCCGGGGCAAGGACGGGCCCUCCGGGGCCAGCUCCAUGGAGGAGCUCGAUGAGGAGGAGCUUGCCGAGCUCACCGCUGCGGUGAGUGGUCUGGCGGCCUCCGGGAUGUGA
Messenger RNA from Penicillium hordei, 1683 nucleotides. RefSeq lists its product as uncharacterized. The record is from RefSeq and is a predicted model, not a curated record. Bases 1 to 1683 code for a protein of 560 amino acids. NCBI's taxonomy places the organism in Eukaryota, Fungi, Ascomycota, Eurotiomycetes, Eurotiales, Aspergillaceae. The transcript is spliced from 3 exons.